Molecule: messenger RNA, 1278 nt
Organism: Trichechus manatus latirostris (Florida manatee)
Lineage: Eukaryota; Metazoa; Chordata; Mammalia; Sirenia; Trichechidae
Product: aflatoxin B1 aldehyde reductase member 2-like
Source: RefSeq, a predicted model, not a curated record
AUGUCUCGGCCCGCCACAGUGCUGGGCGCCAUGGAGAUGGGCCGCCGCGUGGACGCGGCCGCAAGCGCCAAGGCCGUGCGUGCUUUCUUGGAGCGCGGCCACACGGAACUGGAUACGGCCUUCGUGUACAGCUACGGCCGGUCCGAGAGCAUUUUGGGAUGCCUGGGCCUCGUGGGCGGCAGCGGCUGCAGAGUGAAAAUUGCCACCAGGGCCAGCCCUUGGGAUGGGAACUCACUGAAGCCUGACAGUCUCCGGUCCCAGCUGGAGACAUCGCUGAAACGAUUGCAGUGCACCCAGGUGGAUCUCUUCUACCUACAUGCACCUGACCACAGCACCCCUGUGGAAGAGACACUGCGCGCCUGCCACCAGCUGCACCAGGAGGGCAAGUUUGUGGAGCUUGGCCUCUCCAACUAUGCCUCCUGGGAGGUGGCUGAGAUCUGUACCCUCUGCAAGAACCACGGCUGGAUCCUGCCGACGGUGUACCAGGGCAUGUACAGUGCCACCACCCGGCACGUGGAAAGGGAACUCUUCCCCUGCCUCAGGCACUUUGGAUUGAGGUUCGACGCCUUCAACCCUUUGGCUGGGGGCCUGCUGACUGGCAAGUACAAGUACGAGCACAAGGAUGGGAAACAGCCUUUGGGCCGCUUCUUUGGGAAUAACUGCGCUGAGAUCUACAGGAAUUGCUUCUGGAAGGAGCACCAAUUCAAGGCCAUUGCCCUGGUGGAGAAGGCCCUGCAGGCUGCUUAUGGCCCCAGUGGCCCCAGCAUGACCUCAGCCACCCUGUGGUGGAUGUACCACCACUCCCAGCUCCAGGGUGCCCAUGGGGAUGCGGUCAUCCUGGGCACGUCCAACCUGGAGCAGCUGGAGCAGAACUUGGCGGCAAGUGAGGAAGGGCCCCUGGAGCCUGCUGUUGUGGAUGCCUUUGAGCAAGCCUGGCACCUUGUUGCCCGUGAAUGUCCCAACUAUUUUCACUAGACCCAGACCUGACUUACGUAGUAGAGAGCAUCCUCCCUCGGUCACUUCUUUCAUUCUCUCACCCCAGCCAUUUUUGCCUUAACUGCUUUAGCUUGUCCUUUCCUCAUCACCCCAGUUCACAAACAUUUUUUUUUCUGUAUUCUUGCAGUCCUCCCUCACAAUGUGAAACAGCUGAGGCUGAGCUCUACCCUGGCACUUCCUGUCUCAAUAAAGCAGGCAAUGGCCUGGUUGUAGUCCAGGCCUGGAGUGAGGCUGGUACAUGUUUCCUCGGCUCCGCUUCCCAUCUUGGCUAAGGGCUUGGUG